This is a messenger RNA of Lecanosticta acicola, 1317 nucleotides long. The record is from the annotation of a GenBank genome assembly. Lineage: Eukaryota; Fungi; Ascomycota; Dothideomycetes; Mycosphaerellales; Mycosphaerellaceae.
AUGUCAAAACGAAAACGCUCGGAGGACGACGAAACAUCCUCCGCGACCGCCUCCAAAGAUUUUCGACACCAACGCCAAAUCGUAGCAACCUUCACGCAAAGCGCAAAAGAGCUAUUACGAGCCUUCAAGAAUGCCCGGGGCUUCGAGCGUCAAAAGCUCGGACGCAGGAAGAAGGAUGCCGUGAAAGAGGGCCAAAAUACAGACAGGAUCGACGAGGAAGUGAAAGCUCUCAAAGCGCUGGACCUGACCACGUGUGCGGCGCAUUUCCUCGCCAAGAGCCUGGUGAAGAUCAAGCGGGUAGCGGAACAUGCUGAUCUCCCGCUGGAAGUGAGGAAGAGCGCGGAAGGGCUGGGGAGGAAGGAUCCGGCUUCUCUGAAUGUGUUUGCGAGGCUUUGUAAUUCGAACCCGGUGAAGACGAGGUUUGGGGUGCUCUGUGCGGCUGUUAAGAGGGAGUUUGGGGUCGAUGAUGGGGGUGAGGUGGGGCCUGUGAAGAAGAAGAGGUUGAGAGCGAAGGACUUUGAUGGAAACAGAGGAGACGAAGCAGAUGUUGAGCGUCGAAGGGAAAAGAAGCAGGUGAACGGUGGGGCGGUUGAGUCGGACAGCUUUGAGGGAUUUGGUGAUAGUGAUGAUGCGUCCGAAGAUGGCAUGGCGCAGUACCGGGCAAGGCUAGCCUCUUCAGACGAAGAAGACGAGGAGGAAGGUGACGUUGAAAUGGGCAGCGACUCGGACAUCGACGUGGACGAUCUGGAGCGGCAACUGGCUGCUGAAGGCAUUUCCGCCAAAGGCGCAAAAGUGCAAUCGAAGCCCUACGACCACGCGGCAGACCUCUCGCUAUCAGAGGCAUCACAAGCAGAAUCAGAAGACGAAGGACCCCAAAUGGCACCCGCGCCCAAGAAGUCCUCUUUCAUCCCAUCACUCACCAUGGGAGGCUACAUCUCCGGCAGCGGCUCGGAAGUCGAAGACGAAAUUGACGACAAGCCAAAGAAGAAUCGACGAGGCCAACGAGCGCGACGACAAAUUGCGGAGUGGAAAUAUGGUCUGAAGGCCAAGCAUCUACAGAAUCAAAAGAAGAACGACAGCAAUAUCGGCUGGGACCCCAAACGUGGCGCGGUCGAUCGCGAUCAUCGACGUCAGAAGAAAACCGGCGCAAAUGACACUGCUCUGGGCAGAGACAGGAGGGAAGCGGCGAAGCAGCCAAAGAACAAGCACGAAGACGACAAGAGGCCCUUACAUCCUAGCUGGGAGGCUGCCAAGAAAGCCAAGGAGAAGAAGAGCGUACCGAUUGCGUUUGCCGGGAAGAAGAUUAGCUUCGAUUGA